AAUAACGAAAAGUCGCCCUUAGGCUAUCACCGCUUUUCUUCUAAAGACCAUCGUGUCGACUUCUACUCUGGGCCCUCUGCUCAGUCACCCAGUAUCUGCAUUCAUUACAAGUCCAGAAUUUACGGUCGCCAAUUCAGAGCCCUUUCGAUGCGAUCCUUCUUCAACAAGCCGUCUUGGGCAAGCAGGGGAGACGAAACUCAGGAUCUCAAGUUUUACCAACAUGCUAGUCAAGUGUACAAUGAUAUAGUUUCCGCGAAUCAGAAUGCGCGACGUGCCAACCAUAUCCAAGAAACCGAAACCAAACGGCGACGUACACCCACUGAGAAUCAUGGUGGUGACACAUUACCGCUGGGGACCUGCAAACCCUCUGACGAAUCUCUCAGUCAUCAAUCGCCGUCCGAUGGCAACGCUUCCAAUUGCAGAUCUGUACAGCGAAGCGAAGAUCAGCUAGACAGCCAAGCAUUAGAUGCUUUACCGCACGGACCAGGAGUGACAAAUCCCAGUGGUGUUGACCACCUGAUGCCUGGGUUGGCGUCAAAAUCUCGGAACGAGAUUGUAACUCCUGACACAUCGGCUGUAAAGAAUCUUAGUGGAGGCAAGAGAACUUGCAUUGAUACGAUAGUCCAGAUCCUUAUCACCUCGAAAAUCAGUAACACCAAGCCGCUCAUAGUUCGCCGAAAAAUGCACCAGUCACUGAAAGAUGUGCGCCUUGCAUGGUUGAAACGUCAAGACCUACCGAAGGGACUCGAGUCUUCUAUCUUCCUGACUUGGAAAGGGAAACGCCUUUUCGAUGUCACCACAUGUCGCAGUCUGGGAAUUGGACCCAAGGGUCGACGUGCGCUUGGGUCUGUUGCCUGUGACUCUCUACGAAGUGACAGUUCUGACCUGCAAAUUCAUAUGGAAGCCGCUACUGAAGAUUCUCUUGAUCUUGAUAACGGUCAGUCAUUGUCUUCCGCCAAGCCAGCGCCAGCGCCAGGUAUAGACUUGGACAGCGGCGAGCGAUGUUCAAAAGACAUCGUUUUGAACGCCCCGGGGCUAGAUGAUCUUAGAUUGAGAGUGAGUCUCCAAAUGCAGGUCUCACAGCUGAUCCGCCUAUUCCGCGAUGCAAGACAGAUCCCACUGGAGCAUGAGGUUUACCUUGUAUUUGAUGGUGAACGCUUAGACCUCGGACAUGCUCUUGAAGACUAUGAUCUUGCAAAUGAUGAUCUCCUGGAUGUAAUAGUCAAGUGACAAUUUUUCAGUGAUCACAAACUUAUUUUUCUUAUGACGUUUGCACAUUCCUUGUAUCGGCAAUAUGGUAUAGCACGUGAU
Messenger RNA from Aspergillus japonicus CBS 114.51, 1311 nucleotides. RefSeq names its product small ubiquitin-related modifier domain-containing protein. NCBI's taxonomy places the organism in Eukaryota, Fungi, Ascomycota, Eurotiomycetes, Eurotiales, Aspergillaceae. The coding region runs from base 148 to 1230 and encodes 360 amino acids. Gene Ontology annotation, molecular function: protein binding. The record is from RefSeq and is a predicted model, not a curated record. The transcript has 2 exons.